AUGAGUGUCGAGUAUGCUAGCCAGACCAAGGGACCCAAGAUCCUCGGGGUGUUCUGGGCCUUUUUCUCCGUGAGCGCGGCCACGGUGUCCGCCCGGCUGUACAUUCGAUCGCAGAUGCUGAAAAACGUUGGACUGGACGACUAUAUCAUUGCAGUUGCGAUACUCAUCCUCGCGGGCUAUACAACCUUGACCACCGCCGUCGUGGCCCUGGGAUACGGCAAGCACACAACCGUCAUUAUUGAACUAGGAGGCAUGGAUCGACUCGAGCAGGUGCUGCUACUCAACUACAUCAAUUUUGCGCUGGGCAUCAUGUCAUUUGCCACUCCCAAAUUGGCUAUCGCCGCACCGUUGAACCGCAUCUUGAACCCCGGGCGCUUCCACCAGGUCUUCCUGUGGGUGUUGACGGGGAUGGUCUUCGUGACAUCCGGUAUCUGCAUCAUCGUUCUCUUCACCAUGUGCGACCCGCCGCAAGCUCUAUGGAAGACGGAGCUGUUGGCCCUAGGUGCAACGUGCCGACCGCAAGUCGUGCUGGUAGACUAUGCCAUCUUCACGGGAGUUGUCUCAGCCUGUGUCGACCUCUAUCUGGCGGUGUAUCCCACCGUCGUUCUCUCGUCGCUGCAAAUGACGCUCAAAAAGAAGAUUGCUCUGUGUGCGGCGCUGGGAUUCGGCGCAAUUGCGUGUGCAAUGGCUAUCGUCAAGUGUAACCAGCUCCCUGGACUGUAUGACACCACGGACUCGACGUAUGCCACCGCCGACCUUGUCAUCUGGACCAGCAUCGAAUCCAACGUAAUUAUCAUGGCCUCGUGCAUCCCGACCCUGGGCCCACUCUACGAGAUGAUCCGUGGCCGACGCUCGUGGAGCUCCUACCAGCGAUACUACAAAAACCACGAGAUCGAGCUCGCCACGUCGCACAACCGCCCGUUCCGAAAGCCGAUGAACUACAUGCUCACGCACGAUGAUCUGCUGACGACCAACAUCGGGACUCUGAAGAACGGGAGCGAGGACAACAUCCUCCCAACGGGGCAGAUGGGCCAUCAGGAGUAUGCAAUGGGUCAAAUCCACCGGACACAUAAAGUGGUGGUUGAGUAUGAAAAGGCGUCAACAGACACAGAAACAGCAGUCCACGCAGUCAGCAGCCUAGCUUGA
Aspergillus uvarum CBS 121591 is the source of this 1146-nucleotide messenger RNA. RefSeq lists its product as uncharacterized. The record is from RefSeq and is a predicted model, not a curated record. The coding region runs from base 1 to 1146 and encodes 381 amino acids. Lineage: Eukaryota; Fungi; Ascomycota; Eurotiomycetes; Eurotiales; Aspergillaceae. The transcript has 6 exons.